AAUCGGGAGCGGUUCGUGUUUCUGUCGGUACACCUGCAGAGCGGUGCCCCCAGUCCUAGUGGUGCCCUAGGCGGCUGCCUGUUCUGCCUGUGGCUAAGGACGGCCCUGGCCAGUGAUUCAGCCGUUGCUUCGACUUGCCUCCUGGUUUCCAGUUCCCCACGUGGUUUCCAGGAAAUCCCGGCUGCUCGGUUUCCAAAUCCCGAUUUUCUUCUCUGUCACCAGGGGCUGAACAAUCCGGAUCUGACCCAUCCACGAGCCAGCGAGCACCUGCUGCUGGCCCUGCCCCGGGGAAUUCCUGCGGUUUGGCUCGUGCCGACUUUCCCUUUCUCGCCCGGCAGGAGCGUUAUACGGAGAGGCAGCGAGCCGGCAUCGUCCUCUCCUCCGCCCGGCCAGGACAGCGGACGCGCCGAGGAGCUACAGACUGAGCACCAUGGCUCUCGAUGAGUUCAGAGCCGCUAUCCACCAUGGGAACCUGGCAGAUGCGAUUUCUAAUGUGCAGCAGAGAACACCACAGUCGUUUAACAGCCACACCCUCAGCAUCGCCGUCACGGGGGAGUCGGGCGCUGGGACGUCCUCCCUCAUCAACGCCAUGCUGGGGCUACGUGCUGGUGAUGAAGGCGCUGCUGAAACCGGGAUGCUCGAUACCAUGACGGAGCCGAUGGCUUAUCCAGAUCCCUUCCUUCCAGGCGUCACGUUCUGGGACCUGCCAGGGGUGGGCACGUCCUAUUUCCCUCUAAACACCUACUGUGAGCAGCUCAAUUUGAGCCGAUUCGAGUUCUUCAUCAUUGUCGGCUCCCAGCGCUUCCGCUCCGAACACGCCAGGCUGGUCCGUGAGAUCCAGAGAAUGGGCAAGAGGUUCUACUUUGUGCGCGCCAAAGCCGACAUGGACCUGGACGCUUCCAGGAGGCAGCGUCCCUCCAGCUACAACGAGGAGAGGAUCCUGCAGCAGAUCAGGGAGGACUGCAGGGGAGGCCUAGCAGCUGAAGGAGUGGGCCACCCAAAGGUUUUUGUCGUGUCCAGCUGGGAACCCAACCGCUACGAUUUUCCCCUCCUGCAGCAAACUUUGCAGACGGAGCUGCAACGCCUGAAGAGACACGCCUUCCUGCUUAGCCUGCCUGCUGUCGCCUCGCCCAUCAUCAACCAGAAAAAAGCCACCCUGAAGGGGGAGAUUUGGAAAACAGCCCUUUUCUCAUGUCUUCUCGCUGCCAUUCCUGUCCCAGGCCUCGCUUUCUUGUGCACCUUCUUCAGCUUCAGGAAACACCUCUUCCAAUACUACAGCAGCUUCGGCGUGGACGACAGGUCCCUCUCUGCUCUCGCCCGGCAGGUUGGGAAUCCCACGCGGGAGCUGACGGCUGUGAUGACGUCCUUGGGAACGACUCCCGUGACGGCUCUGAAGCUGUUGUCAGAUUCGGUGGGGGCUGCCGUGAUGGUAGCGGAAUAUUCGUGGAAGCGCCUCCCCAUAUUUGGUGCCAUGGUGUCUGGAGGGGUGGUGCUGGUUACCACGUCCUUCAUGCUGCGGAAGUGUUUGGCCUCUGUAGCUGACGACACCCAGCGGGUUCUGAGCAAAGCUCUGGAAGCAGAAAGGGAAAAAGCCAGCUAGGAUUUGGUGUUGCGUUGGCUGAGCCUGCUGCUGUCUAGGACUUCAAGCAGGAAAGAUUUAUGCUUCUCCAUCCAGGAGUUGCAUGUGUUGGCCAAAAGCCUAGUGGGAAGAAAUUGUCUCAAGUAAAAUUUUGCUUAUUUUGCCUUAUCCUCCAUUUUGCCAGCUUCGAAUUAGUACAAAGAAAUUGUUCUGAGUUUAUUUUUUGCUGAUUGUGUUAACAUUUGUUCUUAGAAGGAUAGAAGUUUUCUGGCCGUAAUUGCCUUAUUUACUGUGUGGUGUGAGUGAAGAAUGGAUGGUAAUUAACUGAGAUAGGACAACUGGGCCGGAUGGUCAGGAAGGGGGUGGAAGUAGGGUGACCAGGCAGCAAGUGUGAAAAAUCGGGACAGGGGGUGGGGGGUAAUAGGAGCCUAUAUAAGAAAAAGACCCAAAAAUCGGGACUGUCCCUAUAAAACUGGGACAUCUGGUCACCCUAAGUGGAGGAGUCAAUAGACACCAACUUUAGGGUCAAUCUCUCGGACGGCAGAUUGACGACCCUAAAGCAAAGGCAAAUGCCCCAAGGACGAGAUAAGAAACAGCUGCGGAUCCUUCCAGUAACAAUUCACACUAAUGCUAAUUAAGAGCAACCUUGACUACCUUGUGAUUGACAGCCCCGGUGUGACACAGCAAGUUCCAUAGACUUGUCUGGGAACUUAUCGCUCUAAAAGAAGGGUGUAUCGCCAUGGGACUUGGGUUCGUUCUGCAUCAACAUCGGAGCUUCGAACACAUUUGACCAGCUCCCCUCCCUUGUGUGUAGGUUCAGCAGGCCACUGGAACUGACCGAGCAACACUAAGGACUGGUAAGUGUGUGUGUGUGAGAAUGGAAGCACAUGCUGAUUUUAAUACUUAAACUGUACUCUCAA
Mauremys mutica (yellowpond turtle) is the source of this 2499-nucleotide messenger RNA. RefSeq names its product interferon-inducible GTPase 5-like. Gene Ontology annotation, molecular function: GTP binding; GTPase activity. Gene Ontology annotation, cellular component: membrane. Bases 431 to 1600 code for a protein of 389 amino acids. Lineage: Eukaryota; Metazoa; Chordata; Testudines; Geoemydidae. The transcript has 2 exons. The record is from RefSeq and is a predicted model, not a curated record.